Molecule: messenger RNA, 2578 nt
Organism: Ixodes scapularis (black-legged tick)
Lineage: Eukaryota; Metazoa; Arthropoda; Arachnida; Ixodida; Ixodidae
Product: mucin-1
Exons: 1
Coding region: 332-1612 (426 amino acids)
Source: RefSeq, a predicted model, not a curated record
AGAAGAAAAAUGGCUGUAGGAGUAAAGGUAUGAGAGGAGCAAAGGUGAGAGGAAGCGAGCGAGAGAAAAAGCCGGGAAAAAGGUCAUCGCCAAGCCCCUGUCUGGGUGCCUCCGAAUUCGCCGUAAACAAACUGCCGACAACCUGUUAACCCCACCCCCCAAUUCAAUCGGCUCUGGUGACACAUCCAGUGGCUCUGGCGGCACAUCCAGAAGUGCAAGGUGUAGCGGAUCUCUCAGACAUAGUGUAGCAGCAAGGCCGUGCUACUUCGGUUGACGUCGCUUAUCGGGACGCCGCUCGUCUCUGGGCGCGAACGGCAAAGAAGCGUGCGCUAUGGCACACUUCGGGUCUCUUGCCGCCUUUGUCUGUGCUCUGACCUUUCUCGUGGCCCCGACUUUGAAUGCCGAUGUGGACAAUCACCACGAUGGAGGCAGCCACGACAGCAAUCAUGACGACGUGAAUGGCGGCGAAAGUGAGGGCGCGUUUGAAGUGCUGCCGGCAGCGCCCUACGACAUCCCGCCGCUUGUCACACCGGAACAAGCGACGCUGUUCCCAGAGAAACAAGCUACCACCGAAAACGACUCGCAUACUGUUCCUCCCAGGUCGGCAGAACCGGAGACUACCAGCCACGUUGUCAACGAAGAAAGUCGCCCGCCGCCCGAGGAUGCAACCACAAACAAAGGAGGGGCUCAUAUUACGGACGAAACUAGCCUCAUGACGACGGAAGACGAGGAAGACAUGAAGGAUUCCAGUUUGAUCCUUGUGGCCGCAGGUCUGCCGGCGUCUCGCGCAACCGAACCGUCCUCGUCUCGUACCACGGAAUUUCUGGAAGGCUCCGGAGACAUGCCAGAGCCCGAGGAACACGACACCUCGCCCACGUCCGCGAGCCCGACCCCCACCGUCGUCACCAUUACAGCAAGCACUCCGGAGCACAGCACGCCAGUGCACAGCACUCCAGCGCACAGCACUCCGGUGCACAGCACUCCGGUGCACAGCACUCCGGUGCACAGUACUCCGGCGCACAGCACUCCGGCGCACAGUACUCCGGCGCACAGCACUCCGGCGCACAGCACUCCGGCACACGGCACUCCGGCGCACAGCACUCCAGCGCGGGACGUGCUCGCGUCUGGAUGCAGCGAGAGGCUCUGCGAGGAGAUCUACGAAGCAGGCAUAGUCGCCACGCCGACGACGCUCAAGGCGGCCGAGGGUUCCAACUUCGAGUUUGUCUGCUCGCAGACGCGAGCCGGCGGCAACGACUCCCACUGGUUCAAGCUAAGGUGGGACGUCACGCCUGAGGCCGGACUCUCGGAAAAGCAGACGGGAGGAACGGGGAGGGCGAGGGCGCUCUUCGGGCAGGCGAACGGCGAGGGUACGGCGAAUUACACGUGCUCUCCCGACCUCCCGACCGGCUGCUGCGACCCGGGAAAGGUCGGGGCGACCGUGGUGCUUGUGGUCUAUGUUGCGCCGACUUAUGUGGCGCACAUUUUCGUGGUAAGUGCGCUGACUGUCGCCGGCGUCGCCUUCUGCAUCUUUAUCCACCUCCGCAAGCGCAAGACCUACGCGCCGGUCGCCACAAAAGAGCCGAGAGGCUGGGAACUCAAGAACGUCAGCUGAGGUCCGACUGUCGCGAGUGAGCGUUGCAGCCCGUGCUUGGGCUGGUGCGUCUGUGGCGAUUUCGUGUUCACAAACUUCAAACGGUACACUGGAUUAAAAAAGGCCCGUAUCUGUGUUCUGCUGGACUGGUUUAGUUUACUUGCUGAGGUCAGCCAAUGUGACUUCCGAGGUCGGCCAAUCUAAGGUAUAGCCACACAAAGUUGUACAUUUUCCGGACAAUGUGUAAAGAACCCUAACUUGCAGUCCGGAAGGGCCGAGGCUUAGGCCUCGUCAAUUUCGAGCCUUCCACGGGCAUUUAAGGGGGGACAUGGCCUCGGAAUUCAAAAUUUUCAGAAAAAAAUUUUUUUUUUUUCAAAAAGUAUAUUUUUAUGUUUAUUAACUUCCAAAGAAUGGUUUCAGAAAAUUUCAUUUUUAUACAUGCAGGAUUUAUCUCACAAUAAAUUUUUUUCGACAUGUCAGCAGCCCUCAAAGUCAGCAGGGAGCAAGUUUUUUUUUUUAUUUAGUGUUGCUUCAUACUCAUUUAACAGAGCCAGAACAUCUCACCCUCAUUGGAAGCGCCAUUUACUCUAGAUUUAGCCCAUAGAGACUUUCAAAGUUUAAAAGUAUCAAUGGCCAGGAAAACCCUUCACAUCCAAACAGAAAAAAUCCUGAAAAUUUGGUGUGAGCAAUCUUAUUGGUUGAGACCUGAAACAGGGUUUACGAUUGGUCCUGCCCAGUGAUGUGAUAUUGUGUCAUCUUCAGUAACACCCUUUCACAGUAUCUUCCACUUCAGAUCAUAUUCAUGCUUUGCUCCUCUUCCUUAGUAUGAUUUGCUUCUUCAUUCUUGCCAGUUUAUCCGUCAAGGAAUGCCUGCUACAAAAGUUAGCUUGCCUACAAAUGACACAAACUGUUAGCUAUCGCCAGGGGAACAACAAAGUCUCAAAGAGGAAGGUGCUAACAAUGCCCCAGGUGAAUUUUGCCUACCUU